Molecule: messenger RNA, 165 nt
Organism: Amoebophrya sp. A25
Lineage: Eukaryota; Dinophyceae; Syndiniales; Amoebophryaceae
Source: the annotation of a GenBank genome assembly
CCAUCAGCUGCGUCUUCCAAGGCAUCGCAGCGGAAGUAUAAGCAAUCGCUGAUCGGCAAAAGCGUUUUCGAGAAUCACUGUAAGAGGCUCGUUCCCAGCAUUCGGUCGUUCUUUAUUCGCUCUCUUUUUACACGGUAUGGACUCGAGGCGUGUGAGACUGCCUGC